Molecule: messenger RNA, 1966 nt
Organism: Chelmon rostratus (copperband butterflyfish)
Lineage: Eukaryota; Metazoa; Chordata; Actinopteri; Chaetodontiformes; Chaetodontidae
Gene: thumpd3
Product: THUMP domain containing 3
Exons: 10
Coding region: 205-1686 (493 amino acids)
Biological process (GO): tRNA methylation
Molecular function (GO): RNA binding; tRNA (guanine) methyltransferase activity
Source: RefSeq, a predicted model, not a curated record
AGUGUUGCUGCUAAGCGGAAACAACAUGUCGCCUCGUGUUUGACAGCUUGGUUUGACUCCAGUUAGCAAGUUUAAUACAGCAGACCCUUGCAAGGCUGUUACCAACUUCUGCGGUUCAACCGGUGUUACACCUGAGCCACUCAUCUUGGCCCCACCUGUGAUCAUCUCACUUACACCUCUGUGUCUGCAGUACACAAAUACAGCAUGUCCACCCAGGAAGAUGGGGCUGCAGAGCAGGGCCCCAACGCAGAGGGGCCAUCCACCUCUUCCUCCACUGAGGAUGAUGCCACCUCUAGGGACAUCAUCACCGUCACUGUCGGAGCAACUGUGCCCACAGGUUUCGAGCACACUGCUGCAGAGGAGGUCAAGGAGAAGAUUGGGGCCGACGCACGCAUCAGCAAAGAUCGUGGUCGCAUAUACUUCCCAAUAACCACUGACAAGCUUUUCCAGGUCCAUCUUCUGAGGUCUGUGGACAACCUGUUUGUUGUGGUUGAGGAGUAUGAUCAUUACCAGUUCAAAGAAUCAAAGGAGGAGACUUUGAUGGAGUUGCAGCAGCUUGCUUCCAAACUGCCCUGGACUAAUGCGUUAGAGGUUUGGGAACUAAAUCGUACGCUAAAAAAGAAGAAAGGCUACAGGAAAGGAGGAAAUGGCAACAAAGUUAAAGCUAAUAGUGAGGCCACUGAUGCAACCAUGGCUGACACAGAGCAGCAAGAGCAACCUCAAGCAGCCUCUGCUGCAGAGAGCCAGACCAAGGCAGAGACCACGCCAGACAUGGAGUCCAGCAUGCCGGACUCAGGGGAGGUAGCACCCGAGGCCAAACUCAUCAAGUUUCGCGUGACGUGCAACAGAGCUGGUGACAAACACAGCUUUUCCUCUAACGAGGCAGCCAGAGACUUUGGUGGAGCCGUGCAAGAAUUCUUCCAGUGGAAAGCCGACAUGACAAAGUUUGACAUAGAGGUGUUACUAAACAUACACAAUCAAGAGGUGGUGAUCGGCAUUGCUCUCACCGAAGAGAGUCUUCACAGGAGAAACAUCAGUCACUUUGGACCCACCACUCUGCGGUCGACCUUGUGCUAUGGCAUGCUCAGGCUGUGUAAACCUCAGGCAUCAGAUAUAAUACUUGAUCCAAUGUGCGGGACUGGAGCUAUACCUUUGGAGGGGGCCAUUGAAUUUAACAGUUCAUUCUACAUUGCCGGUGACAACUACGACAUGGCGGUUAACCGCACGGUCAAUAAUAUUUGUCACAUCCAGAAGCGGAGGGCAGACAAGGGCAGUGCCUCUGGAUUGCCCAUUGACACGGUGCGUUGGGAUCUGUGCAAUUUACCCAUAAGGACCAGCUCUGUUGACAUAAUCAUCACUGACAUGCCCUUUGGAAAGAGGAUGGGCUCGAAGAAGAAGAACUGGGACCUUUACCCCUCCUGUCUGAGAGAAAUGGCCCGUGUGUGCAGACCAGGCUCAGGAAAGGCUGUCUUGUUGACACAGGACAAGAAAUGCUUUUCCAAGGCUAUCUCGAGGAUGGGAGGACUGUGGAGGAAGCUGCACACUGUUUGGGUCAAUGUCGGGGGUUUACAUGCUGGAGUCUACCUCCUCAAGCGGACCGGGGCCGUGUUUGGCCAAACGCCGGAGGACGUCUAUGAAUCACGAGGAACGCAGGGGGAGGAGAAGGAUGACAAGAAGCUCUCCUAGUUCACAUCCUGCGUUCAAGUUCUGAAUUUACAUUUGAGGCCAUGUAGGAUCAACAUUAUUUAUAUUCUCUUAAUUCAGGUUCUCUGGUCAAGGGUGCCAAGCAGUUUUGCUGUAUCACUUUUUUUUUGUACAUUUCUCAUUUGGUUCAAUUUGAUAAAUGCUGAACUGGAAAGAGAAAAAGCUGCUGUCACGUUCAGCAUUCUGUCUGACUGACAGGAACCUGCUGAUGGCUGUCUCACUGCACACCUCAAACCUGCCAUUUGUUCUGAUCAAUAAAGAG